AUGGCUGGAGUGGGACCAAGAAUUCAAUUCGGGACUGCAGGCCUUCGCGGCCGGAUGGCGGCAGGGUUCUCCUGCAUGAACUCUUUGACCGUCAUCCAGGCGUCGCAAGGCCUAGCCAAGUAUUUGAAGGAUAAACAUACGGACAGUGCUUCGGGCGGAGUGGUUAUUGGCCAUGAUGCUCGUCAUAACUCGGCCAAGUUUGCAGCUUUGGCUGCGAAUGCCUUCAUCUCACAACAGAUCCCGGUUUGGUUCUAUUCCGAACCCUCUGUGACUCCAUCCGUGCCUUUUGGGGUAACUCACUUAAAAGCUGCUGCUGGUAUUAUGAUCACUGCAAGCCAUGUAGGCUACUUUAAGAACGGCGCCCAAAUCAACACCCCCAUUGAUGUAGAGAUAGCCCAAUCAAUUGAGGAAAACUUGGCCCCCUGGCCUGGCGCCUGGAAAGAUCUCCAGGAAUGCGAAUAUCUACACGCCGAUGCGUACAAGACCAUCUUGCCUCACUAUACCAAGACAGUUUGGGAUUACGCCAACUCAACUGUGUCUGACUGGAAACAACCAAGACCUUUUGUCUACACACCCCUGCACGGAGUUGGAGGCCUUGUCUUCCCCGACCUCUGCCGGUCUGUGGGCGUAACCGAAUUCACGCCUGUGCCGGAACAAGUAGAACCCAACCCGGAUUUCCCGACAGUAUCAUUCCCUAACCCUGAAGAAGCUGGUGCUUUGGACCUGGCCAUGCAAACCGCUGAUAGGGAAGGCAAAACCCUGAUCAUUGCCCAUGAUCCAGAUGCGGAUCGCUUUGCUGCCGCGGAAAAAGUUGACGGAUCAUGGUUUUCUUUCACAGGUAAUCAUAUCGGAGUCUUACUCGCAUCGCACCUGUUUGACGCCUUGGAGAACAAAAACGACGCACGCAUUGCGGUCCUAAACUCCACAGUGUCGACAGGCAUGCUCGAGAAAAUGGCAACAGCCAAGGGCAUUCAAUUCGAAGAAGCACUAACCGGUUUCAAAUGGAUGGGGAACAUUGCCCGACGCCUCGAAAGCGAGAGCUACAAUGUCCCCUAUGCAUUCGAAGAAGCACUAGGCUACAUGUUCCCAGCCGUCUGCCACGACAAAGACGGUAUCACAGCAGCGAUGGUCUUCCUAGCAGCACAAGCCAAAUGGCAAUCGCAAGGACUCACCCCCUACAUGAAACUACAGCAGCUCUUCAAGGAAUAUGGCCACUACGAAACUCUCAACAAUUACUUCCGCUCCCCGAACCCGGAGACAACAAUGGUAUUGUUCGGCGCUAUCCGGAAUGGACCCUAUAGAGCCGAGAAGACCCUAGGACCGUUCAAAAUUCUGCGCUGGCGAGAUAUGACCGAGGGCCAUGAUUCCGGCACGGCCGACAACAAGCCUACGCUGCCAGUAGAUAAGUCGAGCCAGAUGUUGACUCUCUGGUUGGACCAGGAUGUGCGGUUUACGUUCCGUGCCUCGGGGACGGAACCCAAAGUUAAGCUGUAUGUUGAAAGCUGUGGAGCGUCUCGUGAACAGGCUGUGGAUGCUGUUUGCAACGCCUUCCUUGCUGUUUUGAAGGAAUGGGUGCUUCCCUUUGCGCCAUCUAUGACGCAUAGCAGACAGAUGCCUACAUCGUCGGGCCACGUGUUUCAGAUUCCCGAAUAG
Messenger RNA from Aspergillus pseudotamarii, 1653 nucleotides. Its product is annotated as phosphoribomutase PRM15. The transcript has 6 exons. Bases 1 to 1653 code for a protein of 550 amino acids. NCBI's taxonomy places the organism in Eukaryota, Fungi, Ascomycota, Eurotiomycetes, Eurotiales, Aspergillaceae. The record is from RefSeq and is a predicted model, not a curated record. Gene Ontology annotation, biological process: purine ribonucleoside salvage; carbohydrate metabolic process. Gene Ontology annotation, molecular function: phosphopentomutase activity.